ACGGACAGAAAGAAGACACUUAGAGGGACUUGACUCUCCUCUUAGUGUGCUCUUCCAAACCUCUCUCUCUCUCUGCUCCCCCUUUUCUCUGUUAAUCCUUUCCUUUCAGAGGAAACGAAACAAGCCAUGUCGUCGUCCAGAUCUAGUAUGACCGUGAAAACGGUUAGGUCCAGCUUUGGAAGCAGCGGCGGUGGUGGAGGUGGCAGCUUCAGUGGUGGUAGUUUCAGCGGUGGUAUCAGGAGUGGAGGAGGAGGAGGAGGAAGACAAUUUUCCUCAAGAUCGGCCGUUAUAUCAUCAAAGCCAGCAUACUCAGUGUCAUCCAGUUUUGGAGGCGGCUCAAUGCUUAGGUCAGGUGGUGGUGGUGGUUAUGGCUUCGGUGGAGGUGGUGGUGGUGGUGGUGGUGGUUUCGGUGGUGGUUUCGGUGGAGGUGCUGGUGGUGGUGGUGGUUUCGGUGGUGGUUUCGGUGGUGGUUUCGGUGGAGGUGCUGGUGGUGGUUUCGGCGGUGGUCUUGGUGGCGGAAUGGCUCCUAUCACAAACGUCCAAGUCAACCAGACCCUGCUGGCCCCCUUGAACCUUGAGAUCGACCCCGCCAUCCAGACUGUUCGUACCCAAGAGAAAGAGCAGAUCAAGACUUUAAACAACCGCUUCGCCAGCUUCAUUGACAAGGUCCGCUUCCUGGAGCAGCAGAACAAAAUGCUGGAGACCAAGUGGAGCCUGCUGCAGGACCAGACCACCACCCGCUCCAACAUCGACGGCAUGUUCGAGGCCUACAUCGCCAACCUGCGCAGACAGCUGGAUGGGCUUGGCAAUGAGAAGAUCAAGCUGGAGGGAGAGCUGAGGAACAUGCAGGGACUGGUGGAGGACUUCAAGAACAAAUAUGAAGAUGAAAUCAACAAGCGCGCUAGUGUGGAAAAUGAGUUUGUGCUCCUCAAGAAGGAUGUAGAUGGCGCAUACAUGAACAAGGUUGAGCUGGAGGCCAAGGUUGACGCCCUUCAGGAUGAGAUUAACUUCCUCAGAGCUGUCUAUGAGGCGGAACUGCGUGAGCUGCAGGGACAGAUCAAGGACACCUCAGUCAUUGUGGAGAUGGACAACAGCCGCAACCUGGACAUGGACUCCAUUGUGGCAGAAGUCAAGGCUCAGUAUGAGGAGAUCGCCAACCGCAACCGUGCAGAUGCAGAGUCGUGGUACCAGCAGAAGUUCCAGGAGAUCCAGAGCACUGCAGGCCAAGCUGGAGAUGAACUUCGCAACACCAAGAAUGAGAUAGCUGAGCUCAACCGCAUGAUCAGCCGCCUCCAGAAUGAGAUUGAGGCAGUCAAGGGACAGCGUGGCAACCUGGAGGCCCAGAUCGCUGAGGCUGAGGAGCGUGGUGAGCUGGCAGUGAAGGAUGCCAAGGCCCGCAUUAGGGAUCUGGAAGAAGCUCUGCAGAGAGCCAAACAGGACAUGGCCCGCCAGGUCCGCGAGUACCAGGAGCUCAUGAACGUCAAACUGGCUCUGGACAUUGAGAUCGCCACCUACAGGAAACUGCUGGAAGGAGAGGAGUCCAGAAUUGGCAGUGGUGGUGGAUCUGCAACCAUCCACAUACAGAGCUCAAGCAGCGGCUUCGGAUCAGGAGGCGGCGGCGGCGGCGGCGGCGGUGGCUUUGGCUUUGGCGGAGGCAUGGGCGGUGGCGGCGGCGGCGGCGGCGGCUAUGGUAGCGGAAUGAGUAUGAGUAUGAGCGGCGGCGGCGGCGGCGGCGGAAUGGGCUAUGGCAGCGGCGGCAGCAUGGGCUAUGGCAGCGGCGGCGGCGGCGCCAUCAGCAGCAGCAGCAGCAUGAGAGUCAGCUCCCGGCGUUAUUAAAAACAGUAGUCAUCUUUCUCCAUCCUUCUUCUUCCUUCAUUUUGUUCUCCUCUUUUUGACACACCCCCUCUCCCCGACAACCACUCUUAAAAGCUUCCAUAUACUCCUAUUGCCCCUGUCCUCCAGACGCAGCAGCCUCAGAAAUGUUCGCAUGUAAUGGUACAGUGCACGUUGGCUGCUGUGUUGCUCUUCCCUCUUUGGCACCACAUACCUUACAGAGAGUCAGAGAUUACAUCAAAACACAAGUAGAGGCAGAGAGAUUAUUAGACCAUAAACAAAGAGCAGCAGAGACAUGAGUCAGUCCUCUCUUCCCUUAAUCAGUCAGCCUGGCUGUCUUUUGGUUGCUGGGUGUGCUGUCAUGCAGACAAGAGGAUACUUGUAGUGUCAUGACAGAAUCCUUACAAACCAACAGUCAUCACACACAAAAAGUCAACAGCAGUUGUUAGAUUUGCACAGAAGGAGGUCCGGAUGUUUUAGCUAGUCUUAUAAAGCAUACAUGGCAGGCAGCUCAUCCUUCAGAUCAGUCUCUUCUGUUGUCUCACAUCUGUCAUCUUGUUGUGAAUUUUAACAUCAUCAAAAGCAGCCACAUAUAACACUUUUCAUAUUUCAUUUUUGGGAUCCUCUUUUUCUUUUUCAUUAGAGAAAAUGAGCUCUCCAGUAAAUAAAUGGUGUUCUCAUCCUGCUUUACUUCCAUUUCCGCUCUGAAUAAUAAAGAAACAUGGAUAAGGCUGACUGGGACAACCAGAUUUAUUGUGAAUUUGUAACACCAAAAAGUCUGGAAUAAAUCUGAUUUCAUAUUCA
Dicentrarchus labrax (European seabass) is the source of this 2637-nucleotide messenger RNA. It is a transcript of the gene krt5, whose product is annotated as keratin 5. Gene Ontology annotation, cellular component: keratin filament. The coding region runs from base 127 to 1836 and encodes 569 amino acids. Gene Ontology annotation, biological process: keratinization; intermediate filament organization. Lineage: Eukaryota; Metazoa; Chordata; Actinopteri; Moronidae. The record is from RefSeq and is a predicted model, not a curated record. Gene Ontology annotation, molecular function: structural constituent of skin epidermis. The transcript is spliced from 9 exons.